Molecule: messenger RNA, 2673 nt
Organism: Centruroides sculpturatus (bark scorpion)
Lineage: Eukaryota; Metazoa; Arthropoda; Arachnida; Scorpiones; Buthidae
Product: E3 ubiquitin-protein ligase UHRF1-like
Exons: 1
Coding region: 317-2608 (763 amino acids)
Biological process (GO): protein ubiquitination; negative regulation of gene expression via chromosomal CpG island methylation
Molecular function (GO): protein binding; ubiquitin protein ligase activity
Source: RefSeq, a predicted model, not a curated record
ACGUUAAAAUUUAUAAAUUGUAAAAUUGAAUUUUCAAUUGACAACCCGUACUAACGAUAUGUAUAUUUGAGUUUAAAAUAAGAAAUAUAUAAAGCGUUAUUAGCGGAUAUCGGCGGAAAUUUAAUUAAAAGACGAGUUUAAGACGUGACGACAGAACCACGUGACGGAUAAUUAUCAUUCCACGGGUCACGUGAGCUUUCCCGCCAAUUUUUGUCAACCAUGUGCCUACUUCUAUAGAGCGACAGUAGAGAGACCGCUAGAGAUCGAACGUAAUUCGAAGGUAUUAUUCACUCUUCGUGGUUGUGCUUAAGUAAACAUGUGGGUCCAGGUACGUAGCAUGGAUGGUUCCAAGUCGAUUCGCGUGGACGAAUUGUCGAAAUUAACGAAGAUCGACGAACUUAGGAAACGUUUGGUACAACACUUCGACGUGCCACCCGAGAGACAAAGAUUGUUCUAUCGUGGGAAGCAACUGGAAGACGGUUACACCCUCUUUGAUUAUGACGUCGGAUUGAACGACAUCAUUCAGAUAAUCGUAAGGCCCGUUGUGAACGAGAAGAAAAACGAUGAGAGUAGCGAAGACGAGAGUGUUACAUCUAACAAGGAAAACAAGAUGGAUUCGCCGUCCAGUUCCGAUGUUAAAAUCGAAAGUAAAUACUACAAAGUGGGAGAGUGCAUAGAUGCCAGGGAUUUGAAUAAUGGUGCAUGGUUCGAAGCCAAGAUUGUCAAGAUAACAGCGAAAGACUCCAACGAGUUGAAGAGGCAGUUGAGCGAGAGUGGAAAUUGUGGAAUGGUGAGUGGUAAUUCGAAUCAUCUGGCCAAGCCGACAGAGGACGAUCUGUAUUUUUACGUUGUUUUUGAUACCUACGAAGACGACGAUCCCACUCCGCUCACGUUCGAGAACAUCCGUCCCCGGGCUAGAACCGUGAUUAACUUUGACGAUAUCCAGGAGGGUUCCAUGGUUAUGGUGAAUUACAAUAUGGAAGAGCCGACCGAAAGAGGGUAUUGGUACGAUUGUAAAAUUACUUGUAAGAAAGGGAAGGAUUUGUUCGGAUCUGUUCUUGUGGAUCCGAGUCUCACACCCGUUAAAAACUGUCGUAUAAUUUUUACCAAAGAAGUAUUUAAAAUUGAAGAGCCGAUGAAACUCAAUCAGCGGAGUAACGAAGAAGAGCAACUUAUGACCCAGGGAUCUCCAGUGAAACGACAGAAUAAACCAGAGUGUUCCCAUUGCAAGGAUAUUAUAAAAAGAAAGUGUAUAUAUUGUGCUUGUCAUUCCUGUGGAGGAAAAGAUAAUCCGGAUAAACAAAUACUUUGUGAUGAAUGUGAUAUGGCUUAUCAUAUUUGGUGUCUUGAUCCUCCCCUCGAGAAAAUACCAGAAGAUGAAGAUUGGUAUUGUCCGGAAUGCAAAAAUGACGAAACGGAAGUAGUGCGUGCUGGUGAAAAAUUAAAAGAAAGCAAAAAGAAAGCUCGUAUGGCAUCAGCUACUAACAAAUCUAACAAGAGGGAUUGGGGAAAAGGAAUGGCGUGUGUCGGAAGAACAAAAGAAUGUACAAUUGUACCACCGAAUUAUUUUGGACAAAUUCCUGGAGUCGAAGUGGGAAUGUGUUGGAAGUUUAGAAUGCAGGCUUCUGAAGCCGGCGUUCACAGGCCUCACGUGGCUGGAAUUCAUGGACGAGAGACAGAUGGUGCAUAUUCUAUCGUUCUUUCUGGUGGUUAUGAAGAUGAUCACGACAAUGGAGAUGAAUUUUUCUAUACAGGUAGCGGAGGUCGAGAUCUUUCUGGUAAUAAACGCACGGCCGAACAAUCUUGUGACCAGACUCUCACGAGAAUGAAUAAAGCUCUUGCCUUAAAUUGUGCAGCAUCAUUAAAUGAGAAAGGUGCUAAAGCUAAGAACUGGAAAGAAGGUAAACCUGUUAGAGUUGUGAGAAACUGUAAAGGAAGUAAACAUUCAAAAUAUUGUCCAACCGAAGGGAACAGAUACGAUGGAUUGUACAAAGUUGUAAAAUAUUGGCCAGAAACUGGAAAGUCUGGAUUUUUGGUUUGGCGUUAUCUUUUGCGCAGAGAUGAUCCCACUCCGGCUCCGUGGACAAAAGAGGGUAAAAAACGAAUAGCCGAACUCGGAAUAAUGAUGCAGUAUCCCGAAGGUUAUCUCGAUUCGAUCGCCGAGCAAGAGAACGGAAGCCAAAGUAAGAAAGGAAAAGGUAAACGAGCUUCUGAUAGUACAAAUAACCUUAGUCCAAAAAAAGCGAAAAUUCUUCCUCAUACAUUGCCAAACGAAAUUAAAAAAUUGAUAGAUGACGAUAAAAAGAAUAAAAAAAUAUGGGAAGAAUGCGAAGAAUAUUUAAACGAAGGUAAACAAAAAUUUUUAAAAAAGAUUGAAGAAUUGUUUUCUUGCAUUUGUUGCCAAGAAGUUGUAUAUCAACCCAUCACCACAGAAUGUUGCCAUAAUAUCUGUAAACCUUGUUUACAAAGAUCAUUUAAAGCCGAAGUAUAUAAUUGUCCUAUGUGUCGUAAUGAUUUGGGUAAAGAUUAUAUAAUGCAUUCGAAUAAAAAUCUGACAAAAAUCUUGCGUUAUCUGUUUCCAGGUUAUGAAUCUGGACGUUCCAGUUAAACAUCUUAUUGUUUUAUUUUGUUAAACUGUUGUUAUCCAUGGUAAAAAAAAAAAACAGUUAAGCC